AUGGCAAAAGGUCUUCGUAAUAAAUCAAAACGUCAUUUUCGUGCCAUUAAACGUCAAACUAUUUUCGCACCUGUUGAAGACGCACGAAUAAAGCGAUUAGCAGCAAGACAGGCCGCAGCAGCCGGCAAUAUGCAUGCCGAAGAAGAACAACAAAUUCCUCAAACCUCAGCAUUAGACGGAACUUCAGACCCUUUAACAACAGUGGUGGCUGCUGAUGCCUUGAUCAAUAACAACCGCAGCUUCAACAACGAACCUACUUCAACUUCGUCUCCGAUAAUUGAGGUCGAAAUGGCCGAUUCGAAAAAAACAACGUCGUCCUCGAAGAAAAGCAAAAAAUUAACAGGUUCGUUAUUAUACUCUGUUCUGGGUCUAUUAGACCCAGAUGAGAUAUCCGUGACGAACACUGCUAGUAGUUCUUUGGAACUUCUUUGUGCAUUAAUUGAUGUUGAAGAAUUUCUCCUCUACGAAAAGUGA
Ambispora gerdemannii is the source of this 474-nucleotide messenger RNA. The record is from the annotation of a GenBank genome assembly. Lineage: Eukaryota; Fungi; Glomeromycota; Glomeromycetes; Archaeosporales; Ambisporaceae.